Molecule: messenger RNA, 1671 nt
Organism: Lentinula edodes (shiitake mushroom)
Lineage: Eukaryota; Fungi; Basidiomycota; Agaricomycetes; Agaricales; Omphalotaceae
Product: MFS general substrate transporter
Exons: 13
Coding region: 1-1671 (556 amino acids)
Biological process (GO): transmembrane transport
Molecular function (GO): transmembrane transporter activity
Source: RefSeq, a predicted model, not a curated record
AUGUCAAUAAGCCGCAACGACUUGUCAGCGUCGGGUUCAUCUUCGUCUUCGUCUUCACCUACUGCUACUGGCGCUCCUCUUCUUCGAAAGCAAGAACCUUCGUCGGAGUCGAAGAAUUUAGGCCAGCAGUCACUUCACGCCGACAAAAUAGCUCAAGAGCCAUUGACAGAUGAGAAGACUAAUGAUCAGAGAGUUAAAGAACCCUAUAGCAUCUACACGAGAAACGAAAAGUGGUUCUUGGUUUUGUUAAUUGCGAUCUCUGGGCUGUUUAGUCCGCUCACUGCGAAUGUUUAUUUCCCCGCUAUACCUGCCAUCGCAGGAGCAUUCCACAAGUCCACGGAGCUCAUCAAUCUCACAAUCACGAUGUAUAUGAUCUUUCAAGGAAUUUCUCCAAUGCUAUUCGGGACUUUGGCUGAUAAUGUCGGAAGACGAAUUAUUUACGCAUCAUGUCUCCUUAUCCUAUCGCUCACCUGCGUCGGACUAGCUCUGAUCCCAACAUCGGCGUAUUGGCUUCUUCUCUUGCUCAGGUGCUUGCAGUCUACGGGUUCGGCUAGCACGAUUGCGCUAGGCGCAGGUGUAAUCGGGGAUAUCGCGGAAGCACAUGAGAGAGGUGGUUUUUUUGGAGUGUAUCAGAGUGGGCCUUUGCUCGCUCCAGCCAUUGGACCAGUCAUUGGAGGUGCGUUAGCUGGUACGCUGGGAUGGAGGUCAAUCUUCUGGUUCCUAUGUAUCUCUUCCGGAGUCGCCUUUCUGGUUGUAAUUAUAUUUCUCCCGGAAACUCUUAGAUCCAUAGUCGGAAACGGGAGUCUUCCCACAAAGUCAUCCAUCCUCCACCAACCACUCAUCCGAAUUGUCGGUCGAGGUCGCGCAGGAGGGUCAUCCAAACCCAAAUCAAACCAACCUCAACCUUCUCGCAAAAGAAAACCAUUCAAGAACCCCUUCGGAAUUCUCCUCCACAACCCCGACAUCACCCUUAUUCUUUUCUUCAACGGGACGGUCAACGCAGUCUACUACGCCGUUACUGCAACCAUCUCAACCCUCUUCGCUUCGGCGUAUCCGCAAUUAGGCGAGACAGAAGUCGGGUUGUGUUUUCUGGCGAUCGGGGGAGGAAUGUUUCUGGGGAGUUUGACAAGUGGGAAGGUGUUGGAUUGGGAGUUUGGGAGGAUACAGAAGGAAGUGAAGGAAAGGGGAAGAGAGAAGGGUACAGAGAGAGGAGAAGGAGAAGAACAAAAGAAAACAGGAAGGUACGAUGAGGAUUUCCCGAUCGAGAAGGCUCGACUCCGUCUCAUUCCGUUCUUCAUGAUCUUUUUCGUCGGUGCGAAUCUAGGAUACGGAUGGUCCAUACAGCGACAGGUACAUAUCAGUGUUCCGUUGAUAUUGCAGUUUAUUGUGGGAUUCAUAGCUAUCAUCGUGAUGAACGCAGAUGCGACGUUCGUUAUUGACUUGAUGCCUGAACAGAGUUCUUCCGUUUCUGCUUGCAAUAAUCUUUUCCGCGGCACAUCCGGUGCACUCCUCGUCUCAGUCAUCGACCUCAUCGCAAACGCACUCGACGGUCCUGGGUGGACGUUCAUUCUUCUGGGAGGGGUAUGUGCGGUUAUGACGCCGAUGGUGUAUGUGGUGAUGCAGAUUGGGCCGGGGUGGCGAAUCAGGAGGGCAAUAAGAGCUGGGAAGUAG